Messenger RNA from Cladophialophora immunda, 582 nucleotides. RefSeq lists its product as uncharacterized. Bases 1 to 582 code for a protein of 193 amino acids. The transcript has a single exon. NCBI's taxonomy places the organism in Eukaryota, Fungi, Ascomycota, Eurotiomycetes, Chaetothyriales, Herpotrichiellaceae. The record is from RefSeq and is a predicted model, not a curated record.
AUGACCAGGUGGUUGGACUACUCAAUUUCCCAGAAAGCAGGCCAAACACAGCUACCACAGGGUUUCAUAAGAUCAAGUGGUUUACAACAGACUAUUCUCACGAACAUCUCCAAUCUUUCGCUGACGGACAGAGAUGUCGUGACCAAAGGUGGAAGGCUUGACAAACUUCUCAGUAUUCUCCUGAUGUACCAUGGGGAGUUUCGUGGGCCUGAAACGGAACGGUGUAUCUACUCGAUGAAGUCUUUACUCUAUGGUUGGGUAAACACAUUGGAUGCUAAAGACAACGAGCAGAAUCGGUGGAUUUGGCAAAUCAAACCUGCUCUCUAUGAGGGCGAGGUGGCUAUUUCGGUCAAAGGUGACCGUGUGAGCGCGGAUGGAUCCUAUAUUGAUGGAACCUUAGGGUCAUGGAUUAUGACCGAUGAGGAGAAUGGAUUUCUCAGUAUCUUGGGCUCCCCAGACACUGUCUAUCUCUUCAGAAUCGAAGAUUUGGUAUCAAACGGCGACCUGGUGAAGAUCAAAAAUUGGCAAGAGCAACCAUGGGCGACGGGUGGCCAAAACACACACACACACACACAGAGCUAG